AUGGAUCCGAUCUCAAUCAUCGGAGGAGUCGGUGCCAUUGUCGGCAUCAUUGAAAUCACCUGUAAAGUAAUAUCGAACAUCCGGGCGUAUCAUAGCAGACAUAAUUACGAAGAUUCUGUCGUCAUGCUGAGCAUUCUUUCCCAGCUAGUCGCCUUCAAGACAUCAUUGGCCUAUAUCAGGGACUGUUGGCAGCUUUCUACUCCUGAUCAGCCAUAUAGCCCUUCUCCAGACCUUGAUAUCAUUCUCUUGUGCUGUAAAACACUUAUCGACAAACUAGACAGCAUUGUCCUCGACCUCGGCGUGUCGCCAGAAAUAGAACUUUUAACUAAUAGCGGGUUCGACAGGCGUCGAAAGGAGUUGUUAAUGCUGCAAGAUAUGAUCGAUAGACAGACAACCGCGCUGACACUACUCAUCACAUCCAGCAACUUGCCAACACACCGAGAACAACAAAGUAUUCUCAACAACUCGUUCACCCGCCAGCUCCUCAGGCACGUUGUCAAGGAUUCGGAUUCACUGCGCGCACAAUACGAUAAUGCUUCGGUCCACACAGAAUACGUCGACGACCUGUCACGGGCGUCCGCAGAGUUUCAAUUCGACUCCAUCCUGAUGCACUCGUCGCCCUAUGAACGAGUCCUGAACUUCUCGCUGACAGAUACGUUCCGCCGCAACAUCCUAGGCCGAGUCCGGCCACCCAAGGCCGCCCCAGACGAAAGCAUGACCUCGAGUAUAGCUGGAAGGCCUACUAGGUCGCAGUCUGAGGGCAAUAUAUCGGCAGGAUCAGCUUUCGGGGCGAGCGGUUUCCAAACGCCCUCGACUCUCGUUGACGACGUGGCACGUGCAAAUACACAGCCCUCGUCCGUACGAGAGGGACAGCGCAAUCUACCGUACAUUCCGCCUUCACGUAGAUCGUCUAGCACGCCCGCUUGGCCGUUGAUGGGAUUAACUUGGGAUUCCACAAAAGCAUUCACGCGAUGA
Molecule: messenger RNA, 975 nt
Organism: Truncatella angustata
Lineage: Eukaryota; Fungi; Ascomycota; Sordariomycetes; Amphisphaeriales; Sporocadaceae
Exons: 2
Coding region: 1-975 (324 amino acids)
Source: RefSeq, a predicted model, not a curated record